Guillardia theta CCMP2712 is the source of this 1057-nucleotide messenger RNA. Its product is annotated as GrpE nucleotide exchange factor, mitochondrial. The transcript is spliced from 10 exons. Bases 29 to 874 code for a protein of 281 amino acids. The record is from RefSeq and is a predicted model, not a curated record. Lineage: Eukaryota; Cryptophyceae; Pyrenomonadales; Geminigeraceae. Gene Ontology annotation, biological process: protein folding. Gene Ontology annotation, molecular function: protein homodimerization activity; adenyl-nucleotide exchange factor activity; protein-folding chaperone binding.
CCGAUUGUUACAUUUCGAACUGAUAUGCAUGAAGUUUUGUCCAAUGAUUGCAUCCUUUGCCAAGCAACUGCUGAAACAGCCGACAAGAAUCGUUUCUAUUGCGAUCACCAGAAAUGUGCGUGCUGCGACAUCUGCACCACUGCAUGCAAACAGAUCGGCGAUGAAUGAAUUUCGCUACAUGCAUUGCAGAGCUGAUUCAAUCAUCGCGCUGCCUGCAUGGCAGUCGCAGCAGCUUCGCUCGAUGUGUUCAGGUUCAAAGCAAACACAAGACUCUGAGGAGAAGGAUAAAAGUCAGAAUGACGUGAAGACCGAACAAGACCAGAAGAACAGCAACGGAAAGAAUGAGGAGCAGGGAAGUGAAGGAGCAAAGGACAAAGGGGACCUGACAGCUCAGUUGAAGUCCAAGGAUGAGGAGAUUGCAAAGCUCAAUGGAGAAACGAAGGAGCUGAAGAACAAGGUCCUCACUUACCUCGCCGACGUCGAGAACAUGAGAACGCAAAUGAGGAUUCGGUCUGAAGAAGAUAAGAAGUUUGCGGUGCGAGGGUUCGCUAAAGGAAUGCUGGAGGUUGCGGACUGUCUGGAAAAGGCACUUCAGGCGGUACCGGCAGAGAAACUCAAGGAGAACGAAGACUUGAAGCAGGUUUACGACGGACUGGAGCUGAUAGAAAAAGUUUUCCUCAAGUCUCUUUCGGACUCGCACAUCACCAAGUACAGCCCCAUGGGCGAGAAGUUCGACCCCAACUUGCAUUCAGCUCUCUUCGAGAUGCCAGCAGGAGAAGGGCAAGAGAAGGGUGUGGUCGGGGCUGUGGUCAAGUCAGGCUACAUGAUUCACGACCGCGUUCUCCGCCCUGCUGAGGUGGGCGUGACCAAGUGAGUCCAGCUGGCCGACCUGCUGGCUCAUUUGAGGUCGCAACGAGGGAGAGAGGGAAGGAGGGAGGAAGAAGGAGAAGAUGGGAGCAGAAAAGACUAGUUCCUGUCAUAAGCCAGCUAUCAGACUAUAUGUUAUAGGGACUUGUACUCAGUCAGACAUGCUCUAUUGAAAUCUCCUGUCAGACGA